CCACACGCGCGCCACCCUGCGCCCCAUAGGAAUUCCUCCAGUCACGUGGCCACUCACUCGCUCACUCACACCUCAGUCCCUCUGCGACCGACGCUGCCGGCCCACAACUCCUGGUCAGAACUUGGCCUUUUCCCCAGACCCUCAUUUUCCCCACCACUCCCUUGAUACUCAAAGACAGCAACAAUGCGUCUCGAAAAGUGCUACUUCUGCUCAAGCACCGUCUACCCCGGCCACGGCACCAUGUUCGUCAGGAACGACUCCAAGGUCUUUCGCUUCUGCCGGUCAAAAUGCCACAAAAACUUCAAAAUGAAACGUAACCCCCGUAAAGUCCGGUGGACGAAAGCGUUCAGGCGGGCUGCAGGCAAAGAAAUGACGAUCGACACAACCCUCGAAUUCGAAAAACGGCGCAACGUGCCCGUCCGCUACGACCGGUCCCUCAUGGCCACCACUCUGAAAGCCAUGAAGAGGGUCGCCGAGAUUAAAGCCAAGCGCGGGCGGGUGCACUACCUCAACCGUAUGCGCGGGAAGAGCGAGAUGGAGCGGAAGCAGGAUGGGGUGCUUGUCGGGCGGAAUAUCGAGUUGGUGGGCGAUGAGAGCGUUAGGAGGAGGGUCGUGGAGAGGGUGGAAGUCAAGGAGGUUGUCGGGAUGGAUGUGGAGACGGCGUAAAGGGCUGGAGAGAGAGAGGGAGUUGGAGCGGGAAGAGGAGGGACGAGAGGAGGAUCGCGAAGGGGGAACGACAUGGGAGCGAUUUUGAGAAUACCGAUAGCUCCCUUACCCACCACACCACUGCACGCGCAAACACACACCACCACCAUCAUUUUUAUCCACCAUCAUCACCUGUUUACCAUAGCCCCACUGAGCCCCUUCACAUCCCAUAUUUAAGCGCCGUCACAUCCUCGCUCGUUAUUUUGUUUUUUUGUUUCCAAGCUGUACAGAAAUCUUAUUCUUAUUACAAUCACCCCAUCAUCUUGGAUGCCCCCACUCCCCC
Molecule: messenger RNA, 988 nt
Organism: Fimicolochytrium jonesii
Lineage: Eukaryota; Fungi; Chytridiomycota; Chytridiomycetes; Spizellomycetales; Powellomycetaceae
Product: ribosomal protein L24e-domain-containing protein
Exons: 3
Coding region: 184-666 (160 amino acids)
Biological process (GO): ribosomal large subunit biogenesis
Cellular component (GO): nucleolus
Source: RefSeq, a predicted model, not a curated record